AUAUGCGCCUCGCUCAGGAUCACGACAUUUGAUGCGCGUCGCGGUGCCAAAACAAACAAGUUUUGCUGUUGAUGUUUGCUCGCAAAUAUUUUCCAGGUAUCAUCAGAUAUUUCUUUCGCGCGUGGGAACGUACCGAUAUAGUUAUAGCAGGAGAUAUCAAUGCGUUAACUACUUUCUUGUACAUUAAGAGGAUCUCGUCCCAAACAUGCAAAUAGCUAUCUCAAGUGGCCAUGCGUUUUUUAGAGCAUCUCAAUUUCUUUUUGUCCAAGUAAAUGGCGAUGUGAUAUCGGGCAUCGAAACUCUAUGAACAUUGCAAAUGUAAGCUGUUUGAACAUCCAAUCAAUUUUAGCUAUAUAUAGCUACAUAUAUAUUUAUAUUGAUGAGGUCGGGACUUUUGAUGCUUGUGUAACACAGACGCGAUUUUUUUCAUGUGAAAAUGGAGCAGGUCGAUGUGAGAUAGGCCGUGGUUUUUUUGUUCGCGCGUGCUGGUCUAUUGCACGCUCUCGAAAGAAAGUAGCAGUGGUCUAGCGAAGCUGCAUACGUAUUCAAUCCAAGUGUUGGAGGAACUUUUUUGAAGUCAGGUCAUAAGCGGUUUGCUGAGUAGAACACUCGUCCAAGAUGAAGUCCACGGGAUUUACAGUCAGUCAUAUCUUGGACAACGUAGAACCGGAGCACGUUAGCGAAAGGAAAAACGAAACUCGUAAACCAGUGAAUGACAGAGUGUCGUCCGCGCAACAACAGCUAUCGCCCGGCGUGGAAAUGAAACUUAACAUUGUACUUCAAGAAGCCGAUCUUUGGAAGAAGUUUCACUCGUUAAUGAACGAGAUGAUAGUGACGAAGAACGGACGGAGAAUGUUUCCAGUCAUCAAAAUAUCCGUAAAUGGUUUGGACCCGCAGUCAAUGUACUCGUUCCUGCUUGAUUUUGUUCCAGUCAGCGAUACAAGAUGGAAAUACGUAAACGGAGAAUGGAUUCCUGGCGGGAAAGCAGAACCGUCAAGUCCGAGCAAUCUUUAUCUGCAUCCCGACUCACCAAACUUUGGAUCCCACUGGAUGAGGCAAUCAAUUUCAUUUUCAAAGGUUAAGCUGACAAACAAGCAAAAUUCUAAUGGACAGAUCAUGCUGAACUCCCUGCAUAAGUACGAACCUCGAGUUCACAUCAUGAAAGUUGGUUCUUCGUACGAACAACAAACUGUAUUGACCCAUUCAUUCGCCGAAACACAAUUUGUCGCUGUUACAGCCUAUCAAAAUGAAGAGAUAACAUCGUUGAAAAUCAAAUUCAAUCCCUUCGCCAAAGCUUUCCUGGACGCCAAAGAAAGGCACGAGCACAAAGAAACGGAGACAGUGCAGGAAAGUCAGGCAAACUGUCCAACUUAUAGUUGGCUAUGUUCGUCAGGCAUGCAUUCAGCCAAUCACAGCUCACAUCAUCACAGAUUCCACUCGUGUGAUCGAUUUUCGUUACGUAAUCAUCGUUCCAAUCCAUACAAUAGUUCGUUUGUGAAGCGGCCACAAUUUCCCUCUCCAGGAUCAUCUCACCCUUACUACGAGGCGCAAUCGUCCCAUUUUGAAUUUCUCUCAAGAGCGACUUGUGAUCCGCAUAAUCCAUUAUGGAUCCCUGCUACCACUUCGUCUUCUUUACCCGAAAGUAUUCGCUAUCAUCAUCACAGCGAAUUGAGCAAACUCACGCCCCCGGCAUUUGGCAUCGGGGGUCACAUUCCGACAUUAGCUUCAGCCGGAUUCGGACACUGGACAUAGUAUCUCAACCGAAAUUAUGCGACAUCUUUCCUUAAUUUUGGCGUACAUAAAACUUGAAAGAGUCAAUACAGAUUAUAUAACAAUAAUUUUUAAUGUAUUCCUGUAUAGUAGCUGUGGGAUUUUAUUAUCAACGCAAGCGCCUAACAUCGACAUACAUAUCAUAUCACAUAUAACUAUCAUACUGAUCAUCUCCUUUGAUUUUGUGUUAGCGCUGUCAGUUGUGGAUCCGCGAUGGUUUUGUUGGGGUACUCUAGUGUGAAUUUGAUUUCAGUGGCUAGUGGUUGCCGUAACAUGUUGUCAAAUUUUGUUUUUUUCAUUAUGAUUGGGAGAUUUUUAGAAGUGCGCUCCAUUAGCUUUUACUCCAUUUAUUUUUGCAAAUCAGUACCACACCUCGCACCCCUCCUGAAUUCAUCUCUUGGCGUUACGGACGCCUUUGAUUCACCACACAGCCACAGAAUAGACUCGGCCAUUUCAGGAAACUGAGGGAAAUGCCAACCAUUUUGAAUGUAUCCAGGGAACAGCAAGUGCAGGGAGUGAUUGCUCCCGCUUUCUGCCCCGACCGAGUGGCGAGUCAAUGUCAGUAUAGCAUUCACACAAAAAUCAUUGGAGAUGAUGAUAUUCUGUGUGUUAGUGUCAUGUGAUAUGAACAAUCAUGCUACUGCAACGAAGUCUUGUAAAUAGAUUAAAAAUGUAAUUUUACUUAGUAUUUGUUGGUAUUUAUGGUAAAUGAUCUUAUAUUGCUCAA
This is a messenger RNA of Xenia sp. Carnegie-2017, 2497 nucleotides long. RefSeq names its product T-box transcription factor T-like. Gene Ontology annotation, cellular component: nucleus. The coding region runs from base 619 to 1752 and encodes 377 amino acids. Gene Ontology annotation, biological process: regulation of transcription by RNA polymerase II; positive regulation of DNA-templated transcription; heart morphogenesis. The transcript is spliced from 11 exons. The record is from RefSeq and is a predicted model, not a curated record. Gene Ontology annotation, molecular function: RNA polymerase II cis-regulatory region sequence-specific DNA binding; DNA-binding transcription factor activity, RNA polymerase II-specific. Lineage: Eukaryota; Metazoa; Cnidaria; Anthozoa; Malacalcyonacea; Xeniidae.